ACCUCUCGACGGUGCAAUCUAUCUCAUGUCCUGACCAAUGGGUACCUGCCGCAGCCUCUAACCGAUCAUCUGCUUCACUCUGGCGAAUGAGCUCCGCCCAUCUCGACAAUGUCGACAGAGUCCUGCCCUGCGCGGCAUGAACCAACAUUCUCCUUCACACAUGGACUCAUCGUAGGCCAGCUCUCCGUUGUUCUGAUCUUGGCCGUCUUUAUCAAAUUUUUCAUCUUUGGCGAUGCCCCGUCGCCGGACGUAGCCGCAUCACUACGAGCCACAGAGCGGAGAUCCAGGACAUUGGCGCACAAGCAAUCCCUGCUAAGACUGCGCUCUCCCAGCCAGCGCCACGGCCAGUCCCUGAACCGGAAGAAGUCCACCGUCCUCAGGAACCCCCCAACGCUAACCAUCGGAUCCAUCCUGAGCAAGACGUACUACAACGUCGACAGCCACCAGCCGGAGAGCCUCGACUGGUUCAACGUCCUGAUAGCCCAGACCAUUGCCCAGUUCCGCAGCGAUGCCCAGCACGACGAUGCCAUCCUCAACUCACUCACAAAGACGCUCAACGGGACGUCCCGGCCCGACUUUGUGGAUGAGAUCCGCGUCACGGAGCUCAGCCUUGGCGAAGAGUUUCCCAUUCUGAGCAACUGCCGCAUCAUCCCUGUGGACGAAGACGGCAUCAGCCUGGGCAGCCACGUGAAAUUCGAUCCCGCAACGGCAGCCCGGGACGGCACGCGCCUCCAGGCUCGCAUGGACGUGGAUCUGAGCGACAUGCUCACCAUGGCAGUCGAGACGAAGCUUCUUCUCAACUACCCGAAAAAGCUAUCUGCGGUUCUUCCGGUCGCCUUGUCCGUCUCCGUCGUGCGGUUCAGCGGGACAUUGUCCAUAUCAUUUCUUCCGAGCAACCCUUCUCAGUCGACGCCAACCAUGAUGGCCUUCAACUUUUUGGACGACUACAGGCUAGACUUUUCCAUCAGGAGUCUGCUCGGAAGCCGUUCGCGAUUACAAGACGUGCCCAAAAUCGCACAGCUUAUCGAGUCACGGCUGCACAGGUGGUUUGAUGAACGAGCUGUAGAGCCACGAUUCCAGCAGAUUGCACUGCCCAGUCUAUGGCCUAGGAAAAAGAACACCAGAGGCCCAGACGACGCCAUGGCAGAAGGAAGCACGGGCUCCAAGGGAAAGGAGAGAGAACCUUCAGUCGGAGGCGAAGCCCGGGAUCAGGCUACUCUACGACACCGCCGACCACUGGGGGACGAUGAGUAUUCUAUAGAAGGCUCACUACGCAGUCUCAGCAGGGAUGCGAGGAUCUAGAGCCUCGUUUUGAGACGGACAAUGCAGAAAAUGUAUAGUUAUGCGAGCUGAAUAAGCAAGAUUUGCGCAAGCAAGACAUGGAAGGGCAACAUCAAAAUCUCACGAUAAUGCUAAUAGGAGGCCUCAAUUUGGGAGUUAUCAGAUGGUUACAGCGGGCAUGCCCAUGGGAUUCAUGUUGAUAUUUUUUUUUCAGAGCUGGGAUUUACUAGCUCAUCAUGCAUAAGGUAGGUUGGACAAGGCAG
Molecule: messenger RNA, 1544 nt
Organism: Trichoderma asperellum CBS 433.97
Lineage: Eukaryota; Fungi; Ascomycota; Sordariomycetes; Hypocreales; Hypocreaceae
Gene: MMM1
Product: ERMES complex subunit mmm1
Biological process (GO): mitochondrion organization; phospholipid transport
Cellular component (GO): ERMES complex; endoplasmic reticulum
Molecular function (GO): lipid binding
Source: RefSeq, a predicted model, not a curated record